This is a messenger RNA of Phytophthora nicotianae INRA-310, 1566 nucleotides long. RefSeq names its product tubulin alpha chain. Gene Ontology annotation, biological process: microtubule cytoskeleton organization; mitotic cell cycle. The record is from RefSeq and is a predicted model, not a curated record. Gene Ontology annotation, cellular component: cytoplasm; microtubule. The coding region runs from base 208 to 1566 and encodes 452 amino acids. NCBI's taxonomy places the organism in Eukaryota, Oomycota, Peronosporomycetes, Peronosporales, Peronosporaceae. The transcript has a single exon. Gene Ontology annotation, molecular function: structural constituent of cytoskeleton; GTP binding.
GCGUCGAAAAUUAAACAGCUCGCCGUUACUCGUCAAUCGUUCUGAUACCAUUGCAACUCAACUCGUUCCAACGCAAGGUGUCCGAUAGCAUUGUUCAAUUGCCCAGCUUGACUGCCAGCACUCUUCACAGCGUUCUAGUGAGCCUCGAGACUCGCCUCCUCUAGGUCCAAGCCACGUCAAACCGUAGUAUUUCUCGACAACUUCAACAUGCGUGAAAUCCUCUCCAUCCACCUCGGCCAGGGCGGUAUCCAGGUCGGUAACGCCUGCUGGGAGCUCUACUGCCUCGAGCACGGCAUUCAGCCCGAUGGCCAGAUCCCCAGCGACUCCAGUGCCAAGGGAGACGACUCGUUCUCCACCUUCUUCUCCGAGACAGGCUCGGGCAAGCACGUGCCGCGUGCCGUGUUCGUGGACUUGGAGCCCACAGUGUGUGACGAAGUCCGCACGGGCACCUACCGUCAGCUGUAUCACCCGGAGCAGAUCAUCUCGGGCAAGGAAGACGCGGCCAACAACUACGCGCGUGGCCACUACACGAUCGGAAAGGAGGUCGUGGACCAGGUGCUCGAUCGCAUUCGCAAGCUUGCGGAUUCUUGCACCGGUCUGCAAGGUUUCAUGGUAUUUAACGCCGUGGGCGGUGGCACCGGUUCCGGAUUCGGAUCCUUACUACUCGAGCGUCUUUCGGUCGACUAUGGUCGCAAAUGCAAACUUGGUUUCACGAUUUACCCGUCACCGCUGCUAUCUGCAGCAAUAGUAGAGCCCUACAACUCGGUACUCUCGACUCACUCUCUUCUUGAGCACACGGAUGUUGCGAUUAUGCUGGACAACGAAGCCAUCUACGAUAUCUGCCGUCGUUCGCUGGGUGUCGAACGACCAACGUACACAAACCUCAAUCGGUUGAUCGCACAAGUGAUUUCUUCCUUGACCACAUCGCUGCGCUUCGAUGGGUCUCUUAACGUUGACAUCACUGAGUUCCAGACCAACCUGGUGCCGUACCCGCGUAUCCACUUCAUGCUCAGCUCGUAUGCUCCGGUUAUCUCGGCUGAGAAGGCCUACCACGAGCAGCUGUCAGUAGCCGAGAUCACUAACAGCGCCUUCGAGCCGACCUCCAUGAUGGCCAAGUGCGACCCUCGUCACGGCAAGUACAUGGCCACGUGCCUCAUGUACCGCGGUGACGUCGUCCCGAAGGAUGUGAAUGCCGCUGUGGCCACCAUCAAGACCAAGCGUACUAUUCAAUUCGUCGACUGGUGCCCGACCGGUUUCAAGUGCGGUAUCAACUACCAGCCUCCGACGGUUGUGCCUGGUGGCGACCUGGCGCGCGUGCAGCGUGCGGUGGCCAUGAUCUCGAACACCAGCGCCAUUGCUGAGGUGUUCUCCCGCAUCGACCACAAGUUUGACCUGAUGUACGCCAAGCGUGCGUUCGUCCACUGGUUCGUGGGCGAGGGAAUGGAGGAAGGCGAGUUCUCGGAGGCUCGUGAGGACCUCGCUGCUCUGGAGAAGGACUACGAGGAGGUGUCGGCCGAGACGGCCGAGGGUGAGAUGACGGAUGAGGCAUUCGGUGACGAGUAUUAA